Lichtheimia ornata is the source of this 840-nucleotide messenger RNA. RefSeq lists its product as uncharacterized. The transcript has 8 exons. The record is from RefSeq and is a predicted model, not a curated record. Lineage: Eukaryota; Fungi; Mucoromycota; Mucoromycetes; Mucorales; Lichtheimiaceae. Bases 1 to 840 code for a protein of 279 amino acids.
AUGGGUCGACACGACGACUCUUCGCCUGAUAGUCGCUCUCCUUCUCGAGACAGGUCGAGAACCUCACGCCACCGCUCAUCCGAUCGCCAUCGCUCACGUAGAUCCGUUUCACCUCGUCCAAGUCGUCGUAGUCGUCACCACCACCAUGACGAUUCUGAAGCCGAUUCCGAUCGAGAAUACAGACGUCGACAUCGUCACCGUAGUGAAAGGAAGCGUCGGCGUUCAGUGUCAUCUGAUAGCAGCGCAUAUUCUUCCUCGUCCGAUGAAGACGAUCGACGUAGACGACACAAGAAAUCCAAAAAGAGUAAAAAGAGCAAGAAAAAGUCCAAAAAGAAAAAGAAAAGCAAGCAUUCUGUGGGUGAUAAAUGGGGCAAGUAUGGUAUCAUUCAUGAAUCAGAUAUCUUCACCAAGGAAGCGGAAUUUGAAGCAUGGCUUGUCGAAGUGAAGAAGGCUGACAUCUUGACCAUUCCUAAUUCAAAGCGCAAGGAAAUGUUUAUCGAUUUCAUGGAUGAUUACAAUACGGCAACCAUGCCACAUGAAAAGUAUUACAAUCUUUCACGCUGGGAAGCUCGUCAACAAGCCAUUCGUAUGGGCGAAGCACCUCCACCUAUUGCUGAAGGCACCGUCAACUUGAAAAAGGACGAGGAACAAUUAAGAUUGCAACAUCGACAAGCAGCUCGAGCUGCAGCAUCGAGACAACCCGCCUUGUCAUUAUCCAAGGACCAAUUGGACGAGCUCACCAAAGUCAACCGAGAACGUGUUCAAGCUGACAGAUUGCGUAAAAUGGGUCUUACCCCGAAGGAAGGAAUGGGUGUGCGUUAUGAAUACGAGCCUUUGUAA